CAGAUUGAGCAAAGGCAUUCACGGCGUAAAACACGUGAGGCAGCGGCGGUGGUUGACGGACGCCAGCCUUAUCUUCUGAUUUACGUCUUUCCAGGUCGGUAAAGCCCCCGUUGUUGCUUUUAACUAUGGAAUCUUCUGCCCACCGCCGCUGCUGCCGUGUUACGUGUUACGUGCUCCGUUUUGUCAGUUCGGAAUCUGUCUGCUUUCGCGUUGUUUCUGUGCCAGUGUUCAAAAGUUACCACUAUGACAGAGACGUGCGGAAUCUUCGAUAAGCAACUUCGAGACGAUGGACGUGCUAUGAAGUGCUGGGAAUGCGAAAACGCCUACCAUUUAGGCGAACGUUGUGGCUGCUCAGAGACUGCAUUUAAAGGCCAGAAAGGGCACCGAUCGUGGCCAUGCACGGCGUGCCGCACAACGAAGUCAGAGACCAGCGAAAAGUGGACCUUUUGGACACCAACUAGGGUACCAGGGUAUUUGCCACUGGGCAUGUGUCGCUCUUCAGUAGGCGUCCUUGAUGUCAACUUGGGUCGACUGCGCACAGGUUCGAUAAGAAAAGCUCCGAACAGCCGCACAGCCUUUCCUCUCCACGCUCCUCGCCCAGUGCAAGUUAAAGUAGGACGAGCAGGACGACUCAAGUAGAACAAACCUCGCUCAAUGCACGCGCAA
Molecule: messenger RNA, 666 nt
Organism: Dermacentor andersoni
Lineage: Eukaryota; Metazoa; Arthropoda; Arachnida; Ixodida; Ixodidae
Source: RefSeq, a predicted model, not a curated record